AUGAAUAAUGGACGACAUUUUCACACAGCAUCCGUAUUAUCAAAUGGAAAAGUAUUAGUUACUGGUGGAAUUGGUAUUAGCGGUGUUUUAAAUAGUGCUGAGCUGUAUGAUCCCUUAACAAGUACUUGGACAAUAACUAGUAACAUGAUUAAUGCACGAUCUGAACAUACAGCAUCUGUAUUAUCAAAUGGAAAAGUAUUAGUUACUGGUGGAAUUGGUAUUAGCGGUGUUUUAAAUAGUGCUGAGUUGUAUGAUCCAUCAACAGGUACUUGGACAACUACUGGUAACAUGACUAGUGCACGACGUUAUCAUACAGCAUCUGUAUUAUUAAAUGGAAAAGUAUUAGUUACUGGCGGAUACAAUGAUAAUAUUGGUUAUUUAAAUAUUGCUGAGCUAUAUGAUCCAUCAACAGGUACUUGGACAACUGCUAGUAACAUGAGUAAUAUACGAUAUUGGCACACAGCAUCUGUAUUAUCAAAUGGAAAAGUAAUAGUUACUGGUGGAGCUGUUACUGGCAGUUUUUCAAAUAGUGCUGAAUUGUAUGAUCCAUCAACAAGUACUUGGACAACUACUGGUAACAUGACUAACACACGAUAUUGGCACACAGCAUCUGUAUUAUUAAAUGAAAAAGUAUUAGUUACUGGUGGAUAUGGAACUGCGGGUAUUAUUUUAAGUAGUGCUGAACUGUAUGAUCUAUCAACAGGUACUUGGACAGCUACCGGUAAUAUGAAUAAUGCACGAUAUUAUCACACAGCAUCUGUGUUAUCAAAUGGAAAAGUAUUAGUUACUGGUGGAGCCAAUGGUAAUAUUGGUUUAAAUAGUGUUGAAUUGUAUGAUCCUUCAACAAGUGCUUGGGAGACUAUUGGUAGCAUGACUAAUACACGAUGGUAUCAUACAGCGUCUAUAUUAUCAAAUGGAAAAGUAUUAGUUACUGGUGGAUUGAAUAAUAAUAUUGGUCAUGUAAGUAGUGCUGAGCUGUAUGAUCCAUUAACCAGUACUUGGACAACUAUUGGUAGUAUGAAUAAUGCACAAAAUUCUCAUACAGCAUCCGUAUUAUCAAAUUGA
Messenger RNA from Adineta steineri, 1065 nucleotides. NCBI's taxonomy places the organism in Eukaryota, Metazoa, Rotifera, Eurotatoria, Adinetida, Adinetidae. The record is from the annotation of a GenBank genome assembly.